AUGAUAGCUUUGUUUGCAAAGGAUAGGGCUUCGGGGGUGCAUGCUGAAACCCCGAAAGGGAAGAAUGCUCGAUUGAACAGAACUGGGGAUAUAAAAGUAGAAACAAUCGAAGAAGUGGAUAAGUUACUAGCAAGCAGUGACAUAACACUUGAGAAACAACAAAAAAAUAAUGAAGAUGAUGAUGAUGAAGGUCUUGAUGAUAUUCAAGUGUUAUCUCAUACAUGCUUUUCACCGGUGCAAAAUUCAAGUUCUAAGAAGUACAAAAGUAAAAAAAGGAAACAUGAAAUUGAAGAUGAAGAUGAACUUGAAGCUGAACCUGAAUCGUUUGAAAAGGUUAUUAUGAGUGCAAUUAAAGAUGUGGCUUCUGCUAUGAGGGAGGGUAACAAAAUAUUCGAAAACUCUUAUCAUCAGGUUUAUACUGGUGAUGAAAUUUGUAAAGAGUUAGAGCCAAUGGAUUUGGAACCCGAUGAAUUAUCAUAA
Molecule: messenger RNA, 480 nt
Organism: Lactuca saligna
Lineage: Eukaryota; Viridiplantae; Streptophyta; Magnoliopsida; Asterales; Asteraceae
Source: the annotation of a GenBank genome assembly